Molecule: messenger RNA, 1173 nt
Organism: Homarus americanus (American lobster)
Lineage: Eukaryota; Metazoa; Arthropoda; Malacostraca; Decapoda; Nephropidae
Exons: 6
Coding region: 229-1173 (314 amino acids)
Source: RefSeq, a predicted model, not a curated record
ACGAUAUUUUUUUAUUUGUUUUUGGAUUUUAUUGAAAUUGAGUUUGAGCGUGAAAAUAUAUUUGUUUAUGACGUCCUAUUUAUACAAGAGUGAGACAGUAAGAUAUUUCCCCUUGAGUGAGAAAACGUCCUCACUCACACACGAUAACAUUGGCUGAAACCUGUGUCAAGAAAGUGGUUUUUGAUAUACGGGUUAGAAUUAGGGAGUCUUGUUGGUUUUCUUUACGUUAUGUCUGACUACGACGAUGUACAGCGGUCUCACCUACUACAGGAAGAGGGAAUAGAGCAGGUGACUGAUAACCAUGGAAAGAGACUCCCAGAAAACCCUACCCAUGACAAAGCGGUGAAAUUCAGUUACGAGAGCUUCCGUCAAGGGAUGGAGACCCUGGUGAUGAAGAAUGUACCCGGUAUAGAAGAAGAAAACGGUAACAAUGAGGAGGACGUCAGAGAAAACGACGACUCACAGAUCAUUCUUCGCAGGGGUAACGAUACUCUGGAAGCUCGCGCCACCAUCAAGCGCCUGGAGUUCAAGAGGAGUCGGAACUAUCGUCGAUCCCUGCAGUUCAUUGACGAUACUCCUGAUAGUCAGAUGGAUGAAGACUCCGGCAAUUUUUCACCUCAGACUGUUGGGAAGUUGGUAAGCGGCUCCAUCACCAGGUCGUUAUCGGAGGGGAAGCAGAAAGAGAAAGAGAGGGAGGAGAGCAAAGACGAAGAUAAAGACGAGGGUGAACUGGCGGUACCGGGAGGAGGAAAGUCACGCCGUCGAUACCGUAGUCGCUCCCUCUCCCAGUCCUCCACCGACUCCUACUCUACCUAUUUGAGUUCUGAUUGGUCUACUCCCUUUGUACGUAUGACCGCAGUGAGUUCUAUUGGUCUACUCCCUUGUAUUAAAGUUGAUCCCCUGAGCUCAUUUCUCGGAGGUAAUGGCAGAGGGUCAGCUUUAUUAGGCCUGAGCCUUGGGGAGUCUUCCAAAGAACUCUUAUCUCCUUCUACACUUAGACCUCAGAACUCUUAUCUCCUUGUACACUUGGACCCCCAGAACUCUUAUCUCUUCCAGACCUCAGAACUCAGAACUCUUAAGUCCACUUUACGGCCAAAAUUCUUGUCUCAUACCUACGUCAUGGAGGUUUCUAAUGAGAACGAGAGAUACUGGUUUCUGAAGAUCAAAUGUUGA